Messenger RNA from Cannabis sativa, 1687 nucleotides. RefSeq names its product putative F-box/kelch-repeat protein At3g17570. Gene Ontology annotation, molecular function: protein binding. The record is from RefSeq and is a predicted model, not a curated record. The transcript is spliced from 3 exons. Lineage: Eukaryota; Viridiplantae; Streptophyta; Magnoliopsida; Rosales; Cannabaceae. The coding region runs from base 275 to 1501 and encodes 408 amino acids.
UCAUUAACACGAGGUUGGGCCUCUACAUGUGGACCUCAUUUUCAGCCCAAAUGAUAGGCCCAUCCACGAGGCCCGUCACAAGAAAGAAAAACAGAAAAUCAAAUAAAAAUAAUAAAUCAUUCUUUUCCUUUUCUUCUUCUUCUUCCUUUCUCUGAGUUCUUGCUCUGUUUUUCUGGAAAAAAUUUGCUGUGAGCUAAGGUAAAAUCGGAUUGAAAAGGAAGAGAAAAGGUUCUUUUUUCAAGAACAGCUUCUCAAUUCUGGUGCAGAUUAAGAAAUGGCUUGCUUUUAUGAUUUGCCAAGUGAACUUGUGGAGAAAAUUAUGUUGUGGGCACCUGCUGAUUCCCUUGUACAAUUUAGAUUUGUGAACAAGUUUUAUCACACCCUAAUUUCAAGUUUGAUCAAAGACCCAGAAUUUGUAGCCAAACACCUCAUCAUUGCCAAAAACAAGUCUUUAGUUUCAUUACUUUGUUUCACAAACCCUUCUCCCAAUGUUGAUCAUCGUUUAGCCACACACCCAUUGUUAAAUAUAAUCUACAAUGAUGUUGAGACCAAUGUUUUGGGAACUGUGGUUGAUACUGUAACUUUACCAGUUUUUCUUAAGGAAGGGUUCAACAAUGUAAUGUAUCACUGUGAUGGACUCCUUUUGCUAGUGAAUAAUCAUGGGAGAAUGAUGUUAUGUAAUCCUUCUUUGAAAGAAUCUGUGAUUCUCCCAAAACCGAUGAAUGUUGGAUUCGAAGCUUAUCCCAAUGUAGGAUUUGAACUCGAUUCUGAAAACAACAAAUACAAAUGUGUUGCCAUUUGGCUCGGUGAAGAUGAAUGUCAAGUUGGGGUAUACACAGUGGGAUCUGAUCAUUGGAGAGAGAUCAAAAUGUCUGAAGACAUAGUUGAUGCUAUAGCCGAUACUCAACUAUGCAACGGGUUAUGUUGGGGAGGCGUUUGUUACUGGAUGGUAGUGAUAAGCGAUGAAGCUAUAUUCAUCCUCAGUUUUGAUAUGAGUAAUGACAAGUUUCGUUUGGUAAAUUUGCCAAAUUUUGAAGCUUUGGGUGUUGAAGAAUGGGCACUCGAAGAAUAUUCACUUCGUUUUGCAGUGUGGAAUGAUUCAGUUGUGUUGUGUUUGACCCCGAACGGUGACAACACCUCUUUUAUCUUCAUGAUGAAGAAAGACGCUGCAGGUGCUUGUUCUUGGACCGAAUACAGGCAGAUUGGACCGCUAGAAAAGCAUUACAGUCAUUUACUAACCUUUUGGAAGAACAAUGAAAUUCUAAUGAAAGUUGUUGGAGAUGAUAGGUCUGCAUUUCAGUUGACUUCUUACAACAUUGGUAAGCAAAAGUUGAGAAAUGUUGUUUAUGAUUUAGAUAGCAACAUGAACAUAUUUUAUAAUUCGGUUUGUUUCUAUGUAAAGAGUUUAAUUUCUGUUAAGGUAAAGAGUAGUAGACCUCCUCUGAAGUAUGUCUACACAAGAAGACCUAAAGUUGCAAAAUUGCAGAGAAGUGAUGAAUAAGUUCAAAGGUUUAGUAGUAAAUAUUGGUAGAUUGGUUUAUAUACUUACAAGAUUAACAGGGGAAUUAAAUUGUUUUAGCAAUUGGUUUGAAUUUUGUAAAUUGUUUUUGUACAGUUCAUUGAACAAAAUAAUCACAUGUUUUGAGUUUUUGAUUUGCAAAAUCCUAAUCAAAGUUGAUUUAAUUAA